AUGUUGACAACUUUGAUGAGCAUUUUGGUGCUCAAUUCUGUGAUGCUCUCCACUGGAGUUGCCCCCAUAAGCGAGAGCCUGUGGGGGAAGAUGGUGGACUUUAUGCAGAUCAACUGCACUACCUACUGGCAACUUGCCCGCCCACAAGACCUUGCAUCCUCCAUGCCACUGAGUGCAUGUGUGGACAUCCGGAUGAGCAUCAGCACUACACAGUGGACAGUGUUUAUGUACAGCCACCCCGACGGGAUUAAUGUGAAGUUUGGUUUAGAGGGGAACAAGGACCGCCUCUCAAUAAGGCUACUUGGCAGAAGAUGGACCUCCAAAUCCAAACUUCAACUCGGAGUGUGGUACUCUGUCUGCAUCACCUGGUCCGAAUUUGAGCUGACGCCACACCUGUAUGUUAAUGGCCACAGUGUCGAUGUCCAUUACACUUCCAGUGAGCUCAUGACCCUGGGCGACGAACGGCUAACCGCUAAUGGAAUCUUGACUCUUGGUGCGUCACAUUUUGUUCUCGAUGGCGAGGUCAACGCGGUGUCGGGGACCAACUUCCUAGGCAGUGUGACGCUGUUCCGCAUGUGGCGUGAGAAGCUCUCAGCCAUCCAGGUGAAGCAGCACUGUGUGGAAGGGGAUGUGGUGAGGUGGAACACGACAGACUGGAUCACGCGCGGCUGUGCUCCCGUCAGAGAUGAUCAAAUCUUCUUCGAGGUGGACUUGACAGUCUCACUCAAGGGCUCAGCAAUGAAUGUAGAAAAGGAGAUCAAUACUUGGUCAGCCCUGGCAACGGAGACCAGCCACACGUCCAGGUUCCAGGUGCAGGCCACCACGUCGUCCUCCAUAGAGCAGACCAUAGAUCAGAUCCAGGGGGCACUGGAGGAGCCCUACACACACGGCUCCAUCACCCUGGACGCAGAACGCGAAGGCAUCAAUGUCUCCCACAUAAUCCCAGGCCAGUGUCCAAGACAGCAGCAGCAGACCAGGUGGGGUCUGUUUGUCUGGAACGAGACCAGCGCCAUGCACUCUGCCUUCUACCCCUGCGAAGGAGAUCCCUCCAAGAUGGUGGAGAGGAGAUGCAUGCUUGCCUGCACUAAUAUAGCCCGCUGGGCAGAAGCUGAUCUGCACCAGUGCCCGUACAUUGUGGUAAUCAUCCCGGACCUCGAUGAUAUUGACGUCACUCUAGAGAAUGCGGAGGACGUGUUGGAAAUGAUCGAGUGUCUGUUGAGUAACCACACGGAUCUGAAUGACGAGGAGCUGGUUACCGUGGUGAAUAAGCUGGAUGCUGUGGUAACCAUCUCGCCAGUCACCCCGGCGCUCGGCAAGGUCAUUGUGGAGAUCCUCUCAGACAUACUGCAGACUGACAGCAACUUCCAGCCUGUCACCAACGACAUCUUGCGGAUCAUGGAAUACAUUGGAGACCGGCUGUCUGGCUUCGCUGGGGAAAACGUCAGCCUGGUGGCUCCUGGCCUGGCCAUCUCCGCGGUGAACGUUGACCCAGACCAGUUUCACAACCUCACCUUCGGGGUGUCCCCUUCCAAUGACACCCAGGGCCCAGAGGUGUACAUCAACCAGGACCCGUUUGGCUGUAUGGUGGCCUUCAUCUCUCUGCCCCCCUCCCUGCAAGACAGCUUCCCCUCAGGCCUCGGCAUCCAGCCUCGCGUCCAGUUCCAGUUCUUUGGCACACCUGCUCUCUUUGAGGACGGAAGAAGAGACCAGCCACUAAACACAUUUGUGGUAUCCGCCAGUGUGACCAAUGCCACAGGAGCCAUUCAGAACCUAAAGGAGCCAGUGGUAGUCACACUACUCCACCUACAGGACAAAAAGCCAGAGGAUGAAGUGCUGUGUGUGUUUUGGAAUUUCAACAUGAAGAAUGAGAAUGGUGGGAUGGGGAGCUGGGACCCUACAGGGUGCAACGUAAGCCAAACCGCCAAGGAUUACACCACGUGCCUCUGCAAUCAUCUCACGCACUUUGGAGUCCUGCUGGACUUGUCCAGGACUCCUUUGGAUGAACACAAUGAGCGGAUCCUGACCAUCAUCUCAUUUGCGGGAUGUGGAAUCUCAUCAGUGUUCCUGGGAGUUACCGUGCUGACGUACACCGCUUUUGAGAAGCUGCGCCGGGACUACCCAUCCAAAAUCCUGCUGAACCUGGCGUUGGCUCUGGAGGGGCUGAACUUGGUCUUCCUGCUCAACUCCUGGCUGUCCUCGUUCGGGCUGCCCGUCCUCUGCCAGGCCGUGGCCGUCACCAUGCACUACUUCCUGCUGGCCUCCUUCACCUGGAUGGCCCUGGAGGCCGUCAACAUGUACUUCGCACUGGUCAAGGUCUUCAAUGUCUACGUGCCCUCAUAUAUCCUCAAGUUCUGCGCUCUGGGCUGGGGAAUUCCUCUUGUAAUCUGUGGCCUGGUGCUUGUUGUGAAAAGAGACGCCUAUGGCACUGAUGCCUACGGUUCAUCACUCGAUCCAUCCGAUGACAUGUUCUGCUGGGUGCAGGACCACGUGACCUUCUACGUGUCGGUGGUGGGCUACAUCCUGCUGGUGUUGCUGAGCAACUCGGCCGUCUUCCUGGUGGUGCUGGUGCAGCUGCGCAAUAUGCGUUUCAACCGGCCGGCGGGCACAGGGGCGCGCAGCAGCAGUGGAGAGAUCCUGAGGGACCUGCGGGGCGUGGCCAGCCUCACCUUCCUACUGGGCCUCACCUGGGCCGUGGCCCUCUUCGCCUGGGAGCCCAUCCGGGUGCCUCUGCUCUACACGUUCGCCAUACUCAACUCUCUACAAGGAUUUUUCUUGUUUGUAUUCUACUGCCUGAUGAAGGAGAAUGUGCGCAAACAGUGGAGAAUACAUCUUUGCUUUGGCCGCUUCCGUCUUCAAGAUUACUCAGAAUGGAGCCAAACUGCGCCACCCGUGCCAACUAAGCCCAAACCAAGCCAGACAGUGAAGUACCCCUCUGUGGAAUCCGUCCGAUCCAACAAGUCGAGUACUACGGAGAGCACGUCCGCCUCAUCAGACUCCAGCCAGCGGGAGGUGUCCAUCAAGAGGCCCAAUCUGGGACUCCUCUGUCUGAAUGGAUUAUCCCUGCCCCACGCACAACCUGUCCACAAAAACACUCCUCUUCCCCAGGAACAGGGAUAUGAUGUUGCUCCUUGGCUAGCCAAGAUGGCUCCCACCUCCUCAGACAAAAUGAACUAAACAUGUCCACAUUGAAAAGAUCUUUACUUUUACUUUUGUUGUAUUGUUGUCAAUGUGUCAAUUAUCAUCUGUGAAGAUUCUCAUUCAUCCAGAAUGUUAAUUAUAGCUGUCAAUAAAAUGUAUUCAUCAAGUAUGUAAAUCAUGUGUUCAUCAGACUUAAUAAAUAAAAUGUACAAGUCAACAAAAAAACAUAGUACAUUUGAAUAAAG
This is a messenger RNA of Engraulis encrasicolus (European anchovy), 3383 nucleotides long. RefSeq names its product adhesion G-protein coupled receptor G2 (gene adgrg4b). The transcript has 22 exons. The coding region runs from base 1 to 3174 and encodes 1057 amino acids. Gene Ontology annotation, molecular function: G protein-coupled receptor activity. The record is from RefSeq and is a predicted model, not a curated record. Gene Ontology annotation, biological process: cell surface receptor signaling pathway; adenylate cyclase-activating G protein-coupled receptor signaling pathway. Gene Ontology annotation, cellular component: plasma membrane. Lineage: Eukaryota; Metazoa; Chordata; Actinopteri; Clupeiformes; Engraulidae.